AUGGAUGACGUCUCUCUUGGAAAUAGAAUUGCGCAAAAGGUUCUUGAAGGCUAUCGAAAGCUAGGGUCAUCUUGUAAACCUGGUACAAGGUCCAAUGGCGUGAAAGAAUGGACUGUUCUAGCUGGCAUAGUAGCAAUUGACAAAAAAAAUAGUGAUCUCAGAUUGAUUUCGAUCGCUACUGGCGUUAAGGCGCUACCAGAUGCAUUUUUGCAUCGUAGUGGUGGUAAGAUGGUUCACGAUUGCCAUGCAGAAAUAUUAGCACUGAGGGCGUUCAACGCAGUAAUAUUGGACCAAAUUGCAUAUUUGAACUCAAACUCAGACAAUCAAAUUGAUCUAGUGGAAAGGGCUUCUGAAGAUCAGCUCUUUCACUUUAAAGAUAACUGGGAACUAGCUAUUUACAUAUCUACUUUACCAUGUGGUGAUGCCAGUAUGGAUCUCUUGUGUCAAGAUGAAAGUAUAAUUGAAAUGCAAGACGAUGAUCCGAUCCAAUUCGUGGAUCCAGCAGUGACCAGUAUUGUCCGUGGUAGAUUCAACUAUUCUAGGAGACAAGUAGUAAGGACGAAACCUGGAAGAUUUGAUUCGCAAAUAACGCUUUGCAAAUCGUGUUCUGAUAAAUUGUGCCAAAGACAAGUAAUUUCAAUUCUAAACUGUAUGACAUGGAAGCUAUUGAAUAAACCAGUGUAUCUAAAAUACCUUGUGACCCCUAAUACGACAGAUCUUCUGCAUCAAAGUUUUUAUGAUCGAAUAAAAGUUUUGCCCAAUGUACCGCUGAAAGUACUUCAAUGCUCUUAUCAGUUUGAGCACGACAAACAUUCUAGUGAAGAGGAGCCGAGUGCCAUGUCAAGUAUCAAGCUCUAUUCAACCCCGGAAUCUACUGUGGAGCAAGCUCUUUUGAAUGGAUUAAAGAACGGGUUCUAUACAAAAGGCAAUAAACCACUGAGACGUAACUGUGAACCGGCCGUAAGCAGAUACGCUCAAUGGCAAUUAUUCAAGACCCUGAGACCAGAAUUUACCAAUGCCACAUACCUUCAGUUUAAGGCAACCAUCCAGGAUAGAAAUGCACUGAUUCAGGAUUGUAGAAAACUUCUUUCACCAAAAGGCUGGAUAUCGACAUCGAGAGACGACUGCGAAUGA
Zygosaccharomyces rouxii is the source of this 1134-nucleotide messenger RNA. RefSeq names its product tRNA-specific adenosine deaminase (gene TAD1). The record is from RefSeq and is a predicted model, not a curated record. Gene Ontology annotation, biological process: tRNA wobble adenosine to inosine editing. NCBI's taxonomy places the organism in Eukaryota, Fungi, Ascomycota, Saccharomycetes, Saccharomycetales, Saccharomycetaceae. Bases 1 to 1134 code for a protein of 377 amino acids. The transcript has a single exon. Gene Ontology annotation, molecular function: tRNA-specific adenosine-37 deaminase activity; RNA binding.